AUGCUAUUUGUGCAGGUAUUCGCUCAAUCUGCAAAGACGGUGAAAGCUGAUGCAUCAGGCUUGCAGAAAGCGCUGAACGGAACUGAAAUGACUGACAGUCGAUGCACGAGCAAGGAACUGAAAGAAAUCAUGACUAAGAUCUCCUAUCGUACACCGUCAAUAACUAAACGCCUUAUACAAAGGAUAGCCGAGGAGAAAUUAGGAGGGUUCUUCGCGGUGUUUUGUUCCAAGGAUGACUUCACCUACGUCUCUCGAGGCAAAGUGUACUGCCAAGCGGAGCGCGACGGGGUCAUCUGCUAUGCUUUCCAACACAGCUGA
Messenger RNA from Cooperia oncophora, 318 nucleotides. The record is from the annotation of a GenBank genome assembly. Lineage: Eukaryota; Metazoa; Nematoda; Chromadorea; Rhabditida; Trichostrongylidae.